AGGAUGGCUGAGAUGAAAGGUGGUUGGAUGGAUGAGUGGGCGGACGGGAGGGUAUCAGGAUGGGUGGUUGGGUGGAGGGAAGUAUAGAUGGAUGGGUGAAUGGAUGGGAGGGAGAGAAAGGGAUGGAGAAGGCGUGAAAAAGACUGUGGUUAUUUUCAUUGCUUCCAUUGGCGCGGUUGCCUCGAAGGGAGUCCUUUCGCCAGUCCUUGUUGGUCUUAGUCUCGCCUAUGGUAGUCAGCUUUCAGGCCUUUUCCAGUGGACAGUGCGGCAGUUCACAGAAGUCGAAAACGUGUUUGUCAGUGUUGAAAGGUGCUUGGAGUACACAGAUCUUCCUCAGGAAGGAGGGCUUCUCAUCAUUCAACGACAGCCCGAGCCGAGCUGGCCAAAACAGGGCUCAAUCAGGCUAGAGAAUCUCAAAGUGCGAUAUCAUGCUGAUAUGGAGCCUGUGCUGAAAGGAAUAUCAUUUUUGAUCGAGGGUGGAGAGAAAUGUGGAAUUGUUGGACGAACGGGAGCCGGCAAGUCGACACUGAUGCUUGCCCUUUUCCGGCUGGUUGACGCAACGGAGGGACACAUAUUCUUUGAUGAUGUGAACAUCGCAGAAAUUGGCUUGGAGAAUCUUCGACGAAAGAUUUCAGCCAUUCCACAGGAUCCCGUGCUGUUUGGAAGCACCGUUCGCUUCAAUCUUGAUCCUUUCAGUGAGCAUAGCGAGCAGGAACUAUGGGAUGCGCUUCAGGCAGUGCAACUCAAGGACAAGGUAAUGAAACUGCAAGGCACCUUGAACGCAUCGAUGGCUGAGUUUGGCGAUAAUUUCUCGGUUGGCGAAAGACAAAUGUGCUGUUUGGCCAGGGCCAUCCUGCAGAAGAGCAAGAUUCUCAUCAUGGAUGAAGCAACUGCAAAUGUGGACCUCGAAACAGAUGCACAGAUUCAGACCACACUCAGGGAGAGGUUCGUGAAUAGCACGGUGCUAAUCAUAGCUCAUCGGAUGGACACGAUUAUAGACGUGGACAAGAUUGCCCUACUGGAUCACGGCAAGCUUGAAGAGUUCGGUCCACCAGAGGAGCUGCUGGAUAAGGAAGAGGGAAUGUUCAGAGGCAUGGUGAAGAGAGUCGGAGCAGCCGGUGAAGCGCAGCUACGCCAGACUGCGAAACAGAGCGCAGAAGAGCGAGAGACGAGGAGGAGGAGGAUGGAGGGGAAGUAAUCGUGGGCCGCCUAAACCGUCCAAAGCAAAAAGU
This is a messenger RNA of Chara braunii, 1232 nucleotides long. The record is from the annotation of a GenBank genome assembly. Lineage: Eukaryota; Viridiplantae; Streptophyta; Charophyceae; Charales; Characeae.